Molecule: messenger RNA, 825 nt
Organism: Rotaria sp. Silwood1
Lineage: Eukaryota; Metazoa; Rotifera; Eurotatoria; Philodinida; Philodinidae
Source: the annotation of a GenBank genome assembly
AUGAUGUUUAUAAUUCCUCUUUUUUUAAUACAUUGUUUAACUUCCAUAUCAGCUAAAGUGACUUAUUUUAAUCUUGAAAAUAUCUAUGGACCAUAUUGCAAUCCAAGAAAUACAUAUACACCAGAUGCAGGCGUUGUCCGAUAUGCUGGAACUCCAUGGACAGGUACAUGUGAAUUGAAUUUACAAAGUUGUUGCUUUCCAGCACCACGUAAUUUAUCUCAAAUGGGUAAUAUAGCCGUUUCAACACGAUUUUAUAUACGUUUACUUAAACCACCAUUAUGUUCAACAGAAGAUGUUACUAUUAUAUCUGAAUCCGGUGAAAAAAUUUUUAUUGAUUGUAAUGUGACAGAUGGUAGUGAAUAUUAUUUAGAUACUGAAAAAUUAACAAUAAUUUAUGAUCGAAGAGAAAAAUUUCCUCUAUCACCAUUUGCAAUGAUUGUUACACCAUUAAAAAUAAAAACAAGAAUGUUUACAUUAUGUGGAUUUGAUUGUUUUACGGAUACAUAUUGUAUUGAUCGAAGUCUUCUUUGUGAUCGAUUUCAAAAUUGUCCGAAUAAUGUUGAUGAAGCUCAUUGUGAAUAUCAUCAUAAUCAUCCGUCAUUAUCACUUCAGGCCAAAAUAAUUCUUCUUGCUGUUUUAUUAACGAUCAUAUCAUUUGAUGUUUUUUCUAUAUUAAUUUGCUAUUUUUGUUGUGGAAUUUCAAAUCAACGUCAUAAUGAUAUGAAAGAUGAAAAACGAACUCCUACGUUAUUAGAAGAAGGUGCUGCUGUUGCUACUCCACUUUUGCAAUCAACAAUCUCUACCGACAAUAAUCAAUCUCAUUGA